UUCGGUAGAUAAAGGUUGUGCUGUUGGAUUGACUACGAAAGGUCCAGGAAGCUGGACCAGUAAUCAUACCGCGAGAAUACAUCACAGAGGAGAAGAAACAGCUGUUUCGUUAACACUGAUGGUGAAAAAGUUUUGCAGGCUAUGCAUCGAUAGUUAAGGUGACACCGGAAAGCGAGACCGGAGGAAAACGCGAACAAUACAACGUUUUUAUUGUUUGAAAUGGAUGCUAACACAUCUUGCUUAAUGCUAUCGAAACGGAAGGUGGCUGUGGAUGAUCACAGUUCUAUUUUCAAUAAUGAAAGAACAAUUGAACUGAUUUCCACCGUAAAGGAUCAGCAAAUACUGUGGGAGAAAAAUCAUCCAGAUUAUAAAAACUCUUCCCAGCUUAACAAUGCGUGGCAAAUGGUGGCAACUGAAAUGAAUCUUAGCGUCGACGUUUGCAAAGACAAGUGGUACAAUUUGCGGGCCCAGUAUCGCAGAAACAGGACAAAGGAAAUUGCAUCACGAAGAGGUUUGGAUAAGAAAAACAAACCGUCCUGGUACGCCUACAAAUACAUGACAUUUCUGAAUAAAACACUGGAUAAAGCUAGAGCAAGAAGAGCGUUACGCUACUCCGCUUCGAGUCCACGACUUCGAGCUCGAAAGCUUUCCAGCAUUCCGGACUUUUUGGAAGUCGUUACAACUUCGAAACAAUCCUCAAGUGAACCAGGUUCUGAUGAAUAUUAUCCGUUGGACCUACCUGACGAUGAUGUGAAGCCUUCCCUGGCACAGCUUCAUUCAUUCGAGCAUUCAUUGUAUGAGCAUUCAUCACAGACAGAACCAUCUGAUGCCGAAGACGAUAGACAAGUACAGGAUCGUUUAUUCAACCUCGCCGGCACAUUUACGCACACUGGAGCAUCUAGCGGCGAAGAAUCUCCAGAACUAAAUGAUGGCUAUUUCCAAAAUGUAGAGCAGGAACGUAUGGAUAUAUCAUACGAAAACGAGCGACAGCGUAUAGCGCCGUUUAUCGCGUUACUGACGCAACGAUUGCUUAGAAAAGAGCGAUCGCAGAUAGAGGAGAUCGAAAAUGCACUGUUAAAUGUGCUUAAUAGUUUUCCGAACGCUUAAAUGCACAAUUCGAGAAUGUUAUCACUGCCAGGCGAGUAACGCUGCCUUUAUGCCUUCGUUCUCUUGGUGACACAAAAUGUAGCUUUAUUAUUUGCAUAAUGCAUUAGUCUUAACUAUGUAAAAAAGAAGUGAAAUGCUUAAAAGAGGCUACUUGAAGUCGAUUGAAUUAAACAAUAAACAAUAAAUGACAAGGAUUGUU
This is a messenger RNA of Anopheles moucheti, 1306 nucleotides long. RefSeq lists its product as uncharacterized. Gene Ontology annotation, cellular component: transcription regulator complex; nucleus. The transcript is spliced from 4 exons. The record is from RefSeq and is a predicted model, not a curated record. Gene Ontology annotation, biological process: regulation of transcription by RNA polymerase II. NCBI's taxonomy places the organism in Eukaryota, Metazoa, Arthropoda, Insecta, Diptera, Culicidae. Bases 220 to 1107 code for a protein of 295 amino acids.